AGAGAGCUUCUUCUUCACCCUUCAGUUCAGCCAUCAUCACGUUGUUGUUGUUGUUGUUGUUGUUGUUGAUGAUGUUCUCACAAUAACAGCAAGGGGUUACUAACAGUAAUCACCAAACAAUGUCUUGGCUCUUCGGCUCUCUCCAACCAGACGAUCCACUUGAUGAAGCCAAGCAACCACACAGUCCUUCCAGUUCCCGCGUACCAAACGACAUGUCGUUUCUCGGCCAAACCCUCUGCAGCCAACUCCGCGGCGUCGCCAGCUUUCUCGCUCCACCACCACCAUCAUCAUCACCGUCCCACGACGCCGUUCCCUCCUCCAAUUCUCAACCGCAGCCGCCGUCACAAUCGCAAUCGCAAGCGCUUUUAGGAAUCCGAAACGAUCUGGUGGAGAUCGGCGGCAGCUUCAAGAGCGGUCUCUCGCUUCUCUCUACAAAUAGUAACAAAGCCGUCACUGAGAUCUCCAAGUUCGCUUCGAACUUGUUGCAGCUUCAGAACAAAGCUCUGGAAGACGAUGCUGAUGAUGAUGAUGAUGAUGAUGAUGACGCUUCCGUGCCGGGGAUUACCGACGACGUUAUCGGUUUCGUCACCGAAAUUUCGGUGCUGCCAAACUAUUGGACCGACUUUCCUAUACUAGUCGAUCACGAUUUCAGCAUGUCUGAUGCUCAGAGAGAACAUGCCUCCACUGUUGAACGAUUGGUUCCAGGCUUUGCAGACCUAAGAACCAGACUUGGCAGUUCCAUGAGCGAGAAACGAUUUUGGAUGAUCUAUUUCUUGCUGUUGCUUCCGAGACUAAAUGAACCCGAUUUUGAGCUUCUAUCAACCCCCAAGAUUGUUGAAGCAAGAGACGUGCUUCUGCACAAGCUUCAAAACAAGAGGAACACACAGGUGGAUUGCUGUGAGAAGUCAAUUCUUGAUUCACCUAAAAAGGACAUCCAGGUUGGAAAGGCACAAGGGGUGGAAAUCUCAUCUCAAGAAAAUGAAGCUUUGACUGAGAUAGUUAAUACAGCAGGAAGGUUAAAGAUCGAUGAGGAAGAGAGCACUGAGCAGUGGUCUGAAGAGACAAGUAUUAGUUCUGUCACUUUCGUGGAUGGCCAAAGGAAACAUGAAACUGAAGAGGAUAUCUCAUUCAGCGAUUUAGAGGACGAUGAAAAUGACCUUUCUAGUUCUACUAGACUAUCAGGCCUAAGGCGAGGACGAGACGUCAGGGCAUGUUCACCCUAUGGGUCAAAUGACUGGGUUCAGCUGAAUAGAAGUUCUGAGAUUGAGGGUGGCCAGCGAAAGGCUGGUCAGUCAAAAGAGAGAGAUUCAGAAGGUGAGGAUUCAAAUGACUGGCUUACUGUAGAUGGGUUUGAUUAGGCAAUACUAGCAGCAGCUUGUUUGCCAACUCAUUGUAAAGUUUCUGUUUCUUUUUCUUUUUCCGCUUUUUGGGUUGGGUGGGCUGGAUUCUGUACUUAUGGGUAUUAACAUCUUAUACAAGCUGUUUAAAUUAAUAA
Molecule: messenger RNA, 1495 nt
Organism: Prunus avium (sweet cherry)
Lineage: Eukaryota; Viridiplantae; Streptophyta; Magnoliopsida; Rosales; Rosaceae
Product: BSD domain-containing protein
Source: RefSeq, a predicted model, not a curated record